Molecule: messenger RNA, 1122 nt
Organism: Colletotrichum acutatum
Lineage: Eukaryota; Fungi; Ascomycota; Sordariomycetes; Glomerellales; Glomerellaceae
Product: glutathione-dependent formaldehyde-activating enzyme
Exons: 1
Coding region: 1-1122 (373 amino acids)
Molecular function (GO): carbon-sulfur lyase activity
Source: RefSeq, a predicted model, not a curated record
AUGAGUGAAGAACAUCCCCAACCCACCGGGUCUGCCCCGACAACAAAGACCCUCACGGCUCGUUGCUACUGCAAAGCCGUCCACUUCACCCUCACCCUCCCCACCUCCUCUCUCCCCCUCAAAGUCCACCUCUGCCACUGCAGCAUCUGCCGCUACACCCACGGAACCCUCUGCAUCUUCCACGCGCCCCUCCCGUCCGGCGUAUCCCCAUCCUUCGUCGCCCCGUCCUCGCUGUCAUCCUCACUCACGGCCUAUCGCCACGCAACGGCCUCGAGCACGCGGUACUUUUGCAGUACGUGUAGCUGCCACAUCGGAGACGUGGGCGUCGACGACGACGAGUGGGUUAUCUCGACGUCCAUCUUUGACGCAAACCAGAAUGAUGUACCCGCCGUCUGGGAUAUACGGUCUCACGUCAACACGGCUUCGGCGCCGGGCGGUGGGCUAUAUGAAUGGCUUCCAGCGGUGAACGGCAAAGAGAUGAACAUCUGGAACCCCAAGAAAGAUGAAUCUGAAGCCGCAACGACAACACACGGGCGAGAAGUCGGGGUAGACGGAGAAGAGGUCCUCCGUGCGCAGUGCCACUGCGGCGGCGUGUCCUUUACAAUCUCCCGCCCCAAGGCUUUCAUGCUCGAGGACAAAGCCUACGAAGCCUGGCUCUCGCCCGUCGACUCCAGAAAGUGGCCAGCUUGCGUAGACGCCUGUGACGACUGCCGGCUCCAAACGGGUGUUCACGCCAUCGCCUGGGUCUGCAUCCCCGAGACCUGCAUCGCGCCUUCCGUGCCCGAGGAUCUCCAGCUGGGAGGGACGGCCAAGACAUUCAAGUCGUCUGAGAACGUGUGGCGGUCGUUUUGCGGGACGUGUGGUGCGAGUGUGAUGGCGUAUUUUGGGGUGAAUGGGAGGAGGCAGAAGAACGGGGAAAGGUUGGUGAACCUCGCUGCUGGGAUUCUGAGGGCGCCUGAGGGGUGUCUGGCGGAGGAGUGGGUUACGUGGAGGACGGGAAGGGUUGCGUGGGCGGAGAGCGGUAUGAGGUAUGAUGCUGGGGUAACAGAGGAGUUAGGGGAGGGGAUGGCGAGAUGGGGGAGGGAGAGGCAUGGCGAGGCUUGGGGGUUUAAUAUUGGGUGA